Python bivittatus (Burmese python) is the source of this 2090-nucleotide messenger RNA. RefSeq names its product solute carrier family 2, facilitated glucose transporter member 5-like. Gene Ontology annotation, biological process: dehydroascorbic acid transport. Gene Ontology annotation, cellular component: plasma membrane. Gene Ontology annotation, molecular function: D-glucose transmembrane transporter activity. NCBI's taxonomy places the organism in Eukaryota, Metazoa, Chordata, Lepidosauria, Squamata, Pythonidae. The record is from RefSeq and is a predicted model, not a curated record.
AUGCAGAAAUUUCUUUCACAAAUGGACAACAACUCCCCUUCUGCCUUCCAAAGAAAGAUUACAGGGCAUCUCACCUUUCCACUUCUUGCUGUUACACUCCUGUCAUCAUUUGGGUCCUCCAUGCUGUAUGGCUACAAUCUGGCUGUGGUAAACUCUCCAGCAGUGCACAUCAAAGCCUUCUAUAAUGCAACAUGGUACCAACGCUAUGGGCAGGGCCUGGCUCAAGGACCACUCACACUUAUGUACUCCCUGACUGUCUCAGUUUUUGCCUUGGGAGGCUUGGUGGGGUCAUUACCUGUGGGAAUGCUGGUCACCCAAUAUGGGAGGAAUGGCACUUUGAUCCGUAGCGACUUCCUUGUUCUGCUGGCUGGCAUGUUAAUGGGAUUCAGCCGCUACAUGAGAUCCCCUGAAAUGGUUAUUCUGGGACGCUUCAUCACAGGAAUUCAUUCUGGCAUCUGUAUCAGUGUGGUGCCCAUGUACCUGGGAGAAAUUGCCCCUAAGAAUCUCCGUGGAUUCCUGGGCCUGGUCCCAAGCAUCUUCAUUUGUCUGGGGGUCUUUUCUGCCCAAGUCCUGGGCCUUCCAGAGCUCCUGGGGGAGGAUGCCUACUGGCCUCUUUUCCUCUCUGUAGUGGUGGUACCUGCUUUUCUGCAGCUCUUGCUACUGAAUUGGUUUCCUGAAAGCCCUCGUUACUUGUUUAUUGAGAAGAAUAAUGUCCAUGGAGCUGCUGAGGCAUUACGCUGGUUUCUUGGCAAGCACAAUGUGCAGGAUAUGAUUGAAGAGAUGGAGGAAGAGAAGCGUUCACUUGCCUCAGUGGAAUCUGUGUCUGUGUGGCGUCUACUGUCAGAUCGUUCUGUGCGAUGGCAAGUACUGUCUGUAGCAGUGGUCAACAUGGGUAUGCAGCUCUCUGGAAUUGAUGUGAUCUGGUUUUACACAAAUGCCAUCUUUGAGAAUGCUGGCAUUCCUGAUCCUGAGAUCCCUUACACCACAGUGGGCACUGGUGCUGUGGAGGUUGUUGCUGGCUUAAUAGGGUGUUUCACCAUUGAGAAACUGGGACGUCGUCCUCUUAUCGUAGUUGGCUUCUGUUUCAUGGGCAUCUGUUGUGCUGGCAUCACCCUGUCCCUGGUGCUUCAGGCGAGUGUGUCCUGGAUGCGUUACAUCAGUGUGGUUUUUGUCAUUGGGAUCAUUGCAGGAUUCUGCAUGGGACCAGCCGGGGUCCCAUUUCUGAUGACAGCUGAACUCUUCAAGCAGUCCCAUCGGCCAUCUGCCUAUAUUGUGGGUGGGUCCCUCAACUGGCUCUCAAACUUCACUGUCGGCUUUGUGUUUCCCUUCUUGCAGAUGUCAGCUGGUGCUUUCUGCUACCUGGUCUUCUGUGGCAUCUGCCUUCUAGUUGCACUGUAUGUCUUUUUCAUCAUCCCUGAAACUAAAAAUAAGACAUUUAUGGAAAUCAGCCACAUAUUCGCCUCCUCUCGCCAUACCUUCUUCUCUAACUUACCUGAUUCUAUCGAGAUGAUCGGGUUAAAUGGCUAUGGAGCCCUGGAGAACAGCUCCUUGGAACUGUCUGGAUCAGGAUCGAAUCUGCCCUGAGGCUCUUCAAUUCAUCAUUUUGGGAAGCCCUGUCUCCCUCCAUAGGGGAAGCCAUCUUAAUGAGCUAUCUUCUGUCAUUGGCCAAAGGAAGAUGAUUUACCUCCUUGUUUUCCCCUUUCUGAUCAACAGUACAAAUGGAGCCUGUAGAAAAAAUGGAAAAACAUCUCAUUCCAACCUAGAAAAGUUGCCUCUUGCCACCUGUCCCUCAUUUUUAGCUCCUUCUGCUUUCUAAUUUCUUUUUCCUUUCACUUCUUUAUAAACAGACUCAUAACAUUCUCAGGGAACUGCUCAGUGAAAAUGUUUCAAAUAUCAUGGAUGGAAUCCCUAUUUUCUGUAAAUCUUACAGCAGAGAUGGGGAACCCAUAACAUGCAGGCAGCCAAUCCAGCACCCCAAGAAUGCAUAGUUGAAUUUUGGAAGUAACAUUUUCCAGACUUUUUUUCAAAAAUUGAAAACAGGAGAAGGAGGCACCUCUUAUUCCCACCUUAACCUCCACUAAAGUACAAAA